CGCCCCGCACGAAGUAGGCGCCCCCUAAACAUCUGUACAGCAAAUGAUUUGCAAGUUUUCGCCGCUGAGCACGUGGAGCUUUGGAAACCAGGACAGCAAAUGAGUGUCUCGGAGACCACAAAAGCGGUUCCGGCGCGUGCGAAAGGCGGUGGCUGGGCGACGGCGGAGGGAACGGCGCAGAGCGGGGCGCCCCGCCGGGAGCGCUGCCUGCGUGGCGCCCGAGGCGGGGGCGCGGGGGGCCGCGGGGAGCCGCGCGCAGCACGUGCUCGUGUGGGAGCCGGCCGGGCCGGGGCGGGCGCGCGUGUGCGCGUGGGGCGUGGGGUGUGUGCCCGCGCCGUGGCCCCCGCGUGUGCUGCCGGGCGGGCGCCGGCGUGAGUCACGGCGGGGCUAGCCUUUAUAACGGCCGGGAGGCUCGCGGGAGCCGCCGCGCCCGCCCGCCCGCCGUUCCGCGCUCCACCCAGCGCGCCACGGCCCCGCGCCCCCAACCGCCUCCGGCGGCCGCCCAGUCCGGAGGGCGCCAUGAGGAGCCUGUGCUGCGCCCCACUCCUGCUCCUCCUGCUGCUGCCGCCGCUGCUGCUCACGCCCCGCGCUGGGGACGCCGCCGUGAUCACCGGGGCUUGUGACAAGGACUCCCAAUGUGGUGGAGGCAUGUGCUGUGCUGUCAGUAUCUGGGUUAAGAGCAUAAGGAUUUGCACACCUAUGGGCAAACUGGGAGACAGCUGCCAUCCACUGACUCGUAAAAACAAUUUUGGAAAUGGAAGGCAGGAAAGAAGAAAGAGGAAGAGAAGCAAAAGGAAAAAGGAGGUUCCAUUUUUUGGGCGGAGGAUGCAUCACACUUGCCCAUGUCUGCCAGGCUUGGCCUGUUUACGGACUUCAUUUAACCGAUUUAUUUGUUUAGCCCAAAAGUAAUCGCUCUGGAGUAGAAACCAAAUGUGAAUAGCCACAUCUUAUCUGUAAAGUCUUACUUGUGAUUGUGCCAAACAAAAAAUGUACCAGAAAGAAAUGCUCUUGCUUCCUCAACUUCCCAAGUAACACUUUUAUCUUUGAUUUUAAAUGAUUUUUUUUUUUUUUUUUUUUAUUGAAAGGGAGUUUUCCUUUUGGAUAGAAAUAUAAAGUGUAAGGCAUUAUGGAACUGGUUCUCAUUUCCCUGUUUGCGUUUUGGUUUGAUUUGGCUUUUUUCUUAAAUGUCAAAAACGUACCCAUUUUCACAAAAAUGAGGAAAAUAAGAAUUUGAUAUUUUGUUAGAGAAACUUUUUGUUUUUUUCUCACCACCCCAAGCCCCAUUUGUGCCCUGCCACACAAAUACACCUACAACUUUUGGUCUCUUGCCUCUUCCACCUCAAAGAAUUUCAAGGCCCUUACCUUACUUUAUUUUUCUCCAUUUCUCUUCCCUCCUCUUGCAUUUUAAAGUGGAGGGUUUGUCUCUUUGAGUUUGAUGGCAGAAUCACUGAUGGGAAUCCAGCUUUUUGCCGGUAUUUAAAUAGCGAAAAGAGUGCAUAUGUGAACUUGACACUCCAAACUCCUCUCAUGGCGCGGACGCUAGGAGUGCUGCCGGACCCUUCCUAAACCUGUCACUCGAGAGGACUUCAUCUCUGCUGUUGGGCUGGUGUGUGGACAGAAGGAAUGGAAAGCCAAAUUAAUUUAGUCCAGAUUUCUAGAUUUGGGUUUUUCUAAAAAUAAAAGAUUACAUUUACUUCUUUUACUUUUUAUAAAGUUUUUUUUCCUUAGUCUCCUACUUACAGAUAUUCUAGAAAAUGUCACUUGAAGAGGAAGUAUUUAUUUUAAUCUGGCACAACACUAAUUAGCAUUUUUAAAUCGGUAUUAAGUUGUAAUUUAAACCUUGUUUGUAACUGAAAGGUCGAUUGUAAUGGAUUGCCGUUUGUACCUGUAUCAAUAUUGCUGUGUAAAAAUUCUGCAUCAGAAUAAUGACAGUACUGUAUAUCAUUUGAUUUAUUUUAAUAUUAUAUCCUUAUUUUUGUCACGGUUGUUGUCAGUUUUUAUUAUAAGCAAAUUUCUAAAUAGGCUACGUCCCAACAUGGAUAAAGACCCAAGGUUGGUAAAAUAGCCCCAAAGAUAUGUGUAUUUUCAUUUUACAUACAGCAGAGUUCUGUUUGCAUAGAUUUUAAGGUAGUUCAAAAAAUAAACGAUGCAUAAAUCAGUGAGGUUUUGGAGCGUGAAGGAAAAUGAUGCUGUGCAAAACUGAUUGUAAUCAGGAAUGGACUGAUGGGACUUAAGUGUAUUGACUUGGCAAAGAGUGAUGGGAGCGUGUGGCGCGAGUGGUUAGGCAGGGUGCUGCUAGGUGCUACCACACAGUGAUGCCAAUGUAGGCUGGCCUCAAAAACCCACCAAGUAUUGUAAAUGGUUUCAACGGCGCAAAUAAACAACUUGUGAAAUGUGUUCAAUUGACUAAACUUGCCCAUGCCAACCCACCAACCAUUUCCAAACACAGAAACUGCCUGUCCAUUUUGUAGUUAUUGACUCAGCCAGGGCUUAUGAUAGCACAUUGUAUGUAAUUUUACCCCUUGAGCUAAUGUGUCCCAUAAAUGUAUGGGAUUUUGCUGUGCUAAUUACCAAACUUGGUCAGAAAAGUAUUAUUUUUGGUUGUUUAGUUUGUGUUCAAGAAACAUUCCUCUGUGAGUUUGCUGAAGAAAAUUCAACUUCAGCAAGGGGAAUUGUGAGUAAAGAAAUAGGCACUUUGGCAAUUUUGUUGUUUGUUUUCAUAUAAUGUUCAAGACUUUUGAGGCUAUGUUGGCCAGGUGCGGUGGCUCACACCUGUAAUCCCAGCACUUUGGGAGGCCAAGGCGAGAGGAUUGUUUGAGCUCAGGAGUUUGAGACCAGCUUGGGCAACAUGGAGAAACCCCAUCUCUACCAAAAAAAAAAAAAAAAAAAGAAAAAGAAAAAUUAGCUGGGCACAGUGGCAUGCACCGUUAGUCCCAGCUACCCUGGAGGCUGAGGUGGGAGGAUCACCUGAGCCUGGGAGAUCAAGGCUGCAGUGAGCCGUGACAUUGUGUUACUGCACUCCAGCCUGGGUGAC
Messenger RNA from Pongo pygmaeus (Bornean orangutan), 3034 nucleotides. It is a transcript of the gene PROK2, whose product is annotated as prokineticin 2. The record is from RefSeq and is a predicted model, not a curated record. Bases 520 to 909 code for a protein of 129 amino acids. The transcript has 4 exons. NCBI's taxonomy places the organism in Eukaryota, Metazoa, Chordata, Mammalia, Primates, Hominidae. Gene Ontology annotation, biological process: endothelial cell proliferation.